This is a messenger RNA of Cryptomeria japonica (Japanese cedar), 2526 nucleotides long. Its product is annotated as pentatricopeptide repeat-containing protein At5g39350. Gene Ontology annotation, cellular component: intracellular membrane-bounded organelle. Gene Ontology annotation, biological process: RNA modification. The coding region runs from base 231 to 2516 and encodes 761 amino acids. NCBI's taxonomy places the organism in Eukaryota, Viridiplantae, Streptophyta, Pinopsida, Cupressales, Cupressaceae. The transcript has a single exon. Gene Ontology annotation, molecular function: protein binding; RNA binding. The record is from RefSeq and is a predicted model, not a curated record.
AAUCCCUGCUACCGCUGACAUGAAAAUUAUUUACGAUAUACGGCAAUGCUGUGGGGUGUUUUUGGAGCCAGAAUAGCUACAGCAGACUGUAACGGACUCUUUUUGAACCGCAAGGCUUUCGAAUUUUAGAUGACUCUACCCACGACUUCGUAGCCAUCCCAGGAGGCUUGGAUCAGUCAGAAUAAACGACGACAUCAUAUGGUUCGUCUUCCCACUUCAUUCCCAAGGUUAUGAAAUCCACUGUGGAAUCGUACUGGCCAUAUAAGAUCUCUUAUGAAUUAAAGAGUUCAAGAAAAAUCGUAUGCUCGUUUCUUCAUGUCAUUGCUUCUCUGAUACCUUCACAAAACUGGGAUUCUUCUCAACCCAAAAAUAAUAUAUCUACAGAUGACGUAAACCGGACUAUAAAAUCCUAUGCUUCCCUCUUGUUGGAUUCUUUUAAAACCAAGUCACUAUCUCAAGGCAAGAUAGUGCAUUCUCAUUUAUUAAUCACUGGACUGCAUCAGCAUAUCCUUCUGGAAUCCAAGCUUGCUGCAAUGUAUGCAAUCUGUGGCAAAAUGGUAGAAGCACGCCAACUGUUUGACAAAAUGUCUGAACGAGAUGUCUUUUUAUGGAACACCAUGAUCAGAGGCUAUACCUAUAUUGGGACAUCUAAGGAAGCUCUUAGAUUAUACUAUCAAAUGCAAGAUGCAGGCGUACGUGCAGACAAUUUCACCUUUAACUUUGUGCUCAAGGCGUGUGCUUUGCUCUCUGAUUUAGAAGAGGGCAAGGAGAUUCAUGAUCACAUAAUCAGAAAUGGUUUUGAGUCUGACUUAUUUGUGGGGAAUGCACUCAUAUUUAUGUAUUCAAAGUGUGGGUGUGUGGAGAUUGCUCGCCAGUUGUUUGAUAACAUGCCUGAGAGAGAUGUGAUAUCGUGGAAUACAACGAUUGCAGCGUAUGCCCAAAAUGGAUUUGCCUCUGAGGCUUUGACACUGUUUCAUCAAAUGAUAAUUGGUGAUGUGAAGCCUGAUCCUGUGUCCACUGUCAGUGCUCUGCAGGCAUGUGCCAGUCUAGAAGCUCUGAGAGAGGGCAAGGGUAUCCAUAAUUUGAUCAUCAAGAAUAGGUUUGAAUUAGUAGAUGUCUCUGUGGGGAAUUCCCUCAUAGCUCUGUACUCUAAGUGUGGGAUGAUAGACAUCGCUUUCAAAGUCUUUGACAAGAUGAAGAAGAGAAAUUUGGUUUCGUGGAAUUCACUAAUUGCAGGAUAUGCUCAGAAUGGACGUGCCGGCGAAGCCUUGAAGCUUUUCCAUCAAAUGCAACGGGAAAAUUUGAAACCCAACCAGGUUACCAUUGUGAGUAUAAGCCGAGCAUGUGCUGACUUAGCAAUCCUCCGAGAGGGAAAGGAGAUUCAUAAUUACAUUAUCCAAAACGGUUUUGAGUCAGAUAUAACUGUGGCAAAUUCCCUCAUAGCCAUGUAUGCGAAGUGCAGAUGUCUAGAUAUUGGAAGGCAAUUGUUUGAAAAAAUGUCCGAAAGGAAUGUCAUUUCAUGGAAUAUAAUGAUUGCUGGUUAUGCCCAGAAUGGACAAGCAGAUGAAUCUUUGUUCAUCUUUCAUGAAAUGCAAUUUUCAGCUAUAAAACCCCAUGCAGUCACAAUGAUUAGUGUUAUAUUUGUCUGUGCUCGAUUAGCAUCACUGCAACAAGGUAGUUGUUUUCAUGCAUACAUUAUUAAAUGUGGAUUUGAUUCAAAUGAUAUUUUGGAGACAACUCUUAUUGACAUGUAUGCCAAAUGUGGUAGGGUUGAUUUUGCACUCCAAACUUUUCAAAAAAUGUCUUGCAAAAAUGUUGUGGCGUGGACUGCUAUGAUUUCUGCAUAUGCAAGGCAUGGGCUUCCGGAGGAUGCUCUUGCUCUUUUUGCACAAAUGGUAAAUGCAGGAAUAAAGCCAGAUCACGUCACUUUCACACAUAUUUUGAGUGCAUGCACUCAUGCAGGCCUUGUUGAUGAGGGUUGGAAAAACUUUGAGUGUAUGAGUAGAAAUUAUGGUAUAAUUCCAAGAGUGGAUCAUUAUGCAUGCAUGGUUGACCUUCUCGGACGUGCUGGCCGUCUUGAUGAGGCAGAAUUGCUUGUAACAAACAUGCCAUUAGAACCCAAUGCUGGUGUAUGGGGAGCACUGCUUUCAGCUUGUCGAAUUCAUGGCAACAUUGAACUAGGAGAACGUGCAGCUAAAUACCUUUUUAAACUUGAACCUGAAGAUGCUGGAAAUUAUAUCUUACUGUCAAACAUGUAUGCUGCAGCUGGCAGAUGGUAUGAUGCAGCAAGGAUAAGGACAAUGAUGAAUGAUAGGGGGUUAAAAAAGACACCUGGUUGCAGCUUGAUUGAGGUAAAUAACAAGGUUCAUUCUUUUCUAGUGGGAGACAGAUCGCAUCCUGAAUAUGAAAAAAUCUAUGCAUAUUUGCAGACCUUGAAUCGGAAAAUGAAGGAGGCAGGGUAUGCAAUUGACCCCAAUUUUGCUCUGCAUAACAUGGAGGAGGGUCAAGGAACAUGAGCUCUACAGA